Messenger RNA from Protopterus annectens (West African lungfish), 8641 nucleotides. It is a transcript of the gene FMNL1, whose product is annotated as formin like 1. Gene Ontology annotation, molecular function: microtubule binding; small GTPase binding; actin filament binding. Gene Ontology annotation, biological process: regulation of cell shape; actin nucleation; cell migration. The record is from RefSeq and is a predicted model, not a curated record. Gene Ontology annotation, cellular component: actin filament; cytosol. Lineage: Eukaryota; Metazoa; Chordata; Ceratodontiformes; Protopteridae. The transcript has 27 exons. Bases 708 to 4286 code for a protein of 1192 amino acids.
CGCUCUCUUCCCAGUCUCCCAGACCUAGGCUGCUACAGCAGCCUCUCAGCAAACAUCCCUGUCCAAGUGCUGAUCCUGCUGUCUUCCUGAUGCAUUGCCUGCCAUCGUUCCGAGCAUGCAGCAAAAACAGCAUUGCCACUCAGGCAAUGACAGCCAUCUAAUGAGCCAGCACAUGAAUGCUUCUGUGCUUCUCUAUGGUUUUGCAAAAAAUCAGCUGCAGUAUACAGGAAGUGUGUGUAUGUGUGCCGUUCUCAGUACUGCUAUUUGUAACUCUGAACUCAUAAGGCUGACUUCCUUUAUCUUGCACUAAUGCAGCCUUGACACUUGUUCUGGUGCCUUUCUAAUGGGACACAAGCCUGGAUGAAAGUUCUGGUGCUAAGAAAACCUUGGAACUGGGUUCUCUGCCUGGAGAAGCCCAUGGACACCACAGUGAAGGAAUUUAAAGAUGCCUCACCCUCCUUCUGCUAGGGAGGAUGACUCUUACAGUUCUGCACAUGUAACCUCUUCUUCAAUGCAGUUAGCAAGGGAAAUUUCUGUUAGACUGUCAUAACACACUGGAAGUUGGGAGUUUCGAAUAACAUUAGUGUACUCCAUUUUCAGGAAUUUGCUUUUGUUGUAUAUUUUUCCCCCAAAGGAGUUAAAAUCUGUGAUAAGCUCUUUCUUCAAAUCUGGAUCUUGGCAGCUGGAAAAAGAUCUCGGGGUCGAGGAUGGGGAAUGCGGCUGGAAGCAUGGAGGUAUCCCCUGGAAAAGAAGUGAAGGUUCAGUCGCUUGCCAACCCUCUGCCCCAGAAGCAGACACCACCUCCAAAACUUCCUAUGCCAAAUGCUGGGGAGUUAGAGGAGAGAUUUGUCCACGCACUGAAUUCCAUGAACCUGCCCCCGGAUAAAAUGAAGUUGCUGAGUCAAUACGACAAUGAGAAGAAAUGGGAACUCAUCUGUGACCAGGAGCGUUUCCAGGUGAAGAAUCCUCCAGAAGCUUACAUCCACAAACUGAAGAGCUAUGUGGAUACUGGGGCAGUCAGGAAGUUUAAACGGCGUGUCCAGGAAUCUACACAAGUGCUGCGGGAACUUGAGAUCUCUCUCAGAACAAAUCACAUUGGCUGGGUAAAAGAAUUUCUGAAUGAAGAGAACAGAGGGCUCGACGUUCUGGUCGAUUACCUUUCAUUUGCACAAUGCUCUGUCACGUUUGACAUCGAAAAUGCAGAUAAUGGAGGAGUGACUUCAGACAGGUCAAAGUCUCUGGACAGAUCAGUGGAGGACCUCAGUAAGAGCAGUUCCUCAUCUCCAACUCAGGGUUCAUCAAGGGCCUCCCGACAUCACACUGUCAGGCAAAACACAAUGCAUAGCAGAAAGGCAUUAAGGAAUUCACGGAUUAUAAGUCAGAAGGACGAUGUACACGUCUGCAUCAUGUGCCUCCGUGCCAUCAUGAACUAUCAGUCUGGAUUCAGCCUCGUGAUGAGCCAUCCUCGAUGUGUGAAUGAGAUCACGCUAAGUCUUAAUAACAAAAGCUCAAGGACCAAAGCACUUGUCCUGGAACUGCUUGCUGCAGUAUGCCUGGUUCGAGGGGGUCAUGAACUAAUACUGUCUGCUUUUGACAACUUUAAAGAGGUUUGUGGAGAAAAGAAUCGUUUUGAGAAACUAAUGGAGUACUUCAAAAAUGAAGACAGCAGCAUAGACUUUAUGGUGGCUUGCAUGCAGUUCAUUAACAUCGUAGUGCACUCAGUGGAAAAUAUGAACUUCCGAGUCUAUCUUCAGUACGAAUUCACAGAUCUUGGCCUUGACACCUACUUAGAGAAGUUGAAAAUAACAGAGAGUGACCGUCUGCAGGUACAGAUACAGGCGUAUGUUGACAAUGUCUUUGAUGUUGGGGCACUACUUGAAGAAACAGAAACAAAGAACACUCUCCUGGAACAUAUGGAGGAGCUACAGGAAGAGGUGUUGGAGCUAAGAGAACAACUCCGGAUAACAGAAGAAAAUGCAAUGGCAAAUAUUGCUGAACUGGAAAAGCAUUUACUUCAGACAAGGAAAGACUCAGAAAAGCUACGGGAAAGUUACAAUGAAGCAGUUAUCAAGAUGGCUUCCUUACAACAAAAAAUACUGGAGAAGGAAAACAUUGUGAAACAACAUGCACUGUUAGAAAAGAAACUCGCCCACCUGCAAGACACGGGGACAAUCAAGAUACAGCAUCUUCCAGAAGAUGACAUUGUUAUAGAGGUCAUCCCAGUAACAGUGAUUCAGUCUGCCCCAGCCACUGCUAUGCCAUAUCUUCCACCAUCUGAAAGCACAGGUACCAUAGCUGCUUCAGCUCAGCCAGGAGAAACAGUGCCAGGAGGCACAGCAGUGGCAGUACCAGCACCAGGACCGCCACCACCUCCACCACCACCACCACCUCCUCCACUGCCAUCAGAUGACCAUGGGACUGUUACACAGGCUGUCUCCCAAGAAUCGACAAUCACAACUCGUACCACUGGAGAUCAACUUCCUGCACCACCCCCUCCCCCUCCCCCUCCUCCUCCUCCUCCUCCACUACCAUCAGAAGUCAAAGAAGCAGAGGUCAUGUCUGCCCCCCCUCCCCCACCCCCACCUCCUCUCUCUGGUAUAGACAUUCCUCCCCCACCCCCACCUCCUUUCCCUGGUACAGAUAUCCCUCCUCCACCACCACCUGCACCAGGAGGAGUACCACCACCACCCCCACCACCAGGCAUGUCAAAUCUGUCCUUUGCAAAUGCAUCUCAAGCUGUCACCUCAGCAGACCUUACCUCAUCGCCACUACUAACACCUGGGCUCAAGUUGCGACGUGAAAUCAGUCUUAGCUCUAACCGCUCUGACAGCACUGAAAGUUAUGAAGCCGUAAAAAUCAAAAAACCAAUACAAACCAAGUUCCGAAUGCCUAUUUUGAACUGGGUAGCCCUAAAGCCAAACCAGAUCAAUGGAACUGUCUUCACCGAGCUCAAUGAUGACAAGGUCUUGGGGGAUUUGAACAUGGAUGAGUUUGAAGAUCAGUUCAAGACAAAAGCACAAGGCCCUGCAGUAGAGCUCAACACACUCAAAGUAAAGGCCGUACAGAAAUCCCCAAGCAAAGUGACACUGAUGGAGUCUAACCGGGCAAAGAACCUGGCAAUCACACUUCGAAAAGGAGGUCUGAGUGCUGAAGAAAUCUUCAAGGCCAUUCAAAUGUAUGAUUUAACAUCUCUGAAUCUGGAUUUCCUGGAGCUGCUAGUAAGGUUUAUUCCCACAGAAUAUGAAAUAAAAACCAUCUCACAGUAUGAGAAGAGCAAAAAGCCUUUAGAAGACCUGUCAGAUGAAGACCGUUUCAUGAUUAACUUCAGCAAGAUCCCACGGCUUGCAGCACGCAUGAACAUCCUAACCUUUUUGGGUAACUUCAGUGAUACCGUACAGCUGCUGACACCGCAACUGAAUGCCAUCAUAGCAGCUUCAGUGUCCAUCAAAUCUUCUGAAAAGCUGAAGAAAAUUCUGGAAAUUGUCUUGGCAUUUGGGAACUACAUGAACAGUGGGAAAAGAGGAGCAGCAUAUGGUUUCCGAUUGCAAAGUCUAGACCUGCUUCUUGAUACAAAGUCCACAGAUCGGAAGCAGACAUUAUUGCACUACAUUGUGAAAAUUAUCCAGGAAAAAUAUCCAGAGCUAACCACCUUCCAUACAGAGCUGCAUUUCCUAGAAAAAGCUGCUGCAGUUUCUCUUGACAGUGUCCUUCAGGAUGUAAAGGAACUGAAUCGGGGAAUGGAGCAGACACGUAAAGAAUUUAUGGUUCAAGAUGACAGUGUAAUCUUAAAAGAAUUCCUAAAAAGCAACACUGAAGUCAUAGAAAAGCUUCAAAGUGAUGGGAAAACAGCACAAGAAGCUUUUGACUCAGUUGUUGAAUACUAUGGCGAGAGCUCAAAGACCACUACCCCAUCCCAGUUCUUCCCGGUGUUUGUCAGAUUCACCAAAUCUUAUAAGCAAGCAGAACAUGACAAUGAGAUAAAGAAAAAACAGGAAGAAGCGGCCAAAGAGGGGCAGGAGUCCGAAUCCGAACCCAAAGAGGAGUCAUCACAAGAGAAAGCUGCUGCUGCAAAAGCCAAGCGUCCACAAGUUGACUUCAUUGCAGAGCUAAAGAAAAGGCAACAGGUGAAAGAGCCUUUGAUGUACGAAAGAAAAGAUGGAGCAAUUGAGGAUAUCAUUACAGAUUUACGUAACCAGCCUUACAGGCGUGGAGAUGCUGGGAGACGGAGCGCCAAGAAGCGAACCAAUGGACAAACCCUUCAAAUCACAUCAGACAUCUCACUAUGAUCCAUGAUACAACGGUGGGGAAGAGAAGGGAGUUGGCUUGCAGUUCAGAAAAAAAAAAUGUAUCUUCAUGCAGCACCUCCCCAUCGCAAUUUGACAGACUACCUAAAAUAACUGUUACAUAGUAGGAGCCAACUGCUUCUAAACAUUUGUGUCAAUCAGUUCUUAACUAGAGCGUCAGCACCAAGAUGGCUGAUGGCGCUAUCUCAGUUACAGCAGAUACUCUACUGUUGCCAUCCACGUAUGUUUCUAUCAUCAAACCAGUGCUUGCAAACUUUUUUUAUUAAUUUAUAUUGUCUGUUUGUAUAUGGCGGGUGGCAGAUAAGAAAAGGUGGGUGGCAGAUAAGAAAAGGUUUGGCUAUUGGUCCUGCAUACCUAGAAUUAAGCUAUUAAACCCCAAGAAGUAUGGGAGGUACAAACUGUGGCAAAACAUACACUAUUUCUAGCAUUCUGAAUGACAAAUGUCAUGUAAGCACACAAGGGAUUUGUUUUCCAGGUCAGAAAUGACUGAAGAAAAAAAAUGACAAUCAAAUUAUGUGACCAAAUAUAUUAUAUAACUCAUUUAUAGUUUUAUGUUAUUAAGUUACCCACCCAUAAUUCAUGUGGUUGUACAAUAAAGCCAGAAAGAAACAACCACGUCUAAAAAACGAUUUGUUAUUAUACAGCUCAUGUGAGACUGCAGUGCAUAAGAGGCAACCAGUAUCAUGUCUAUGAUUUAUCAGAGUUAACCUUAAGUGGUGGGGUUAUGUUAGCAUAACAUUCCAUGUAAUUAAAAACAACUACAGUUAAUCAGAAUUGUAUUUUUUAAUAUAUAUUCUCUUAGCUUAUGACAAAAUAACCUGUUUUAUGCUACAAUAAAGCAUUAUUAGACGAGUGUCACAGAUCAGUGUUCACUGCAUUCAGUCCUUGGCAGUGUCCAGCCAGAUGAAUAAUAUUAUGCCGUCACAGCACAUGUCCUGUCAGGCAUUAUUAAGUCUUGAAAAGAACCUCAACAAUUCUUUUCAGUAAACAUUUCUAAAUAACCAGAGUUUUCAAUUUUUUUUAAGUUAGCGACAAGCUUGUUACAGAAUGUAUUUGAGGAUCAAUGUAGUGAGAAACUGGGCCACAUGUUUUGGAGUUUAAAUCUCACUCUCAAAAAAAAAAAAAUGAAACAGGAUCUUUAAGCCCCAGCUGACAGUGCUGUAUCAUUCAGUUUAACACAAAACAUGCAACAUGUUUGAGAAGGCAGUCGGCACUAGGUAUCCUCACACUUAUUGAGGAAAGGUUUUCCUUGCAGUUUCUGUGCAGUAUUCUUUCCUGUUUUUAAUAUGUAACAUAACUCAUGGAUUUCCUUACUGUUACCUUGGCAUUUGUUGCUACCAAGGUCCUUAACAGUAGGAAUUCCUUAACUGUUUGCAUAAGACAUCUGGACAGAGUUUUUGUUUUUUCAUUUUUCAUUAGUUGGUCCCACCCUCAAGAGACUGUAGGACCAGUAAGCAACUGAAAUGGCUGUAGGCAGUGAUCCUAACUCAAUGUAUGUCAGCCUAUCAAAUCUGAGGAAAGGAAGUAUAACCAGUAGGAGUGAAAUGUGAGCUGAAAAUAGUAACUGAGAUUUUAUGAAUGUAUAAGAGCUGAAGGGGAAAGUGACACAGCUGAGAAACAGUUAGUGAUCACCAAAGCCAGUGGGACAGAGGUUGUGGAGUAAAUGAUACUCAAUAAAGACAUAACACAGAAAGUAAAGUGAAUGAAAGUCCAUGAACCAAAUUUCUAGAGUAGGACAAAAGGAAAAAAAAUAGAGAAAAAAAAAUGCUGAAAGUCUUUUCUGCUACAUUUUCUUUGUUUUUAAACAUAAUCUGGAACCCUCAGGUAAGGGGGAUACAAGACUGUUGUGGAAGCUAAACACAUAAUGCCUUUUUGAUCAUGUUUCUUACUUUGCUGGCAUCCCAUUUCAGAAUGGAAUGAGGGAGUGUCAAGCAUGAUUUUUUAUUUUUGGGGGGGGGGGGGGGGAGUGGCUAAAGUCCACAGGAAGAAAUAGCUGAAUAAGUUGUAAUACUCUGGAGAAUUCCAGUGCUUUCAAAUCAAAGGGUGUCACUGCUGAUUGCUGUAAAAAAACAAUUACUUCCUAUAUCCUAUAAACAAAAUCCCUAAGCAUAAUGCAUUGCAUUGCAUUGUUUUUAGAGGAUCUGGAAAAAAUCAAGCAAUGCAAGUCAUGUGUGCUUUCUUUGUAAAUUGAUAAACAACAGAAUCACCUGACCUCUGCUGUUCACCACUAUUUUCAGUAUGUAGUUAGGCACUCUGUCUGCCCUAUGAUGGCGUACACAAAUGCAGAAUAUUACUAGAUGCAGAAGGUAUAGAAAAAACAGAGUAGGGGAAAUAUUGUAAAGAAAAUAUGUAAGGACCCUUUUUCCUUUGUUUGCAAGCAGUUAACAGUUUUUCCCUGUUCAAUAAAUAUCGGUUCAUUCUUUCAGACAGUGCAAGCAAUGCAAUAGUUAUGCUUGCAACCAAACUGUUGCACUUUUGUUUUGCUCACAGAUGUGUAUUUCUGCAUGGAAUUCAGUCUGCAAGCAAAAAAUGAAGCCUGCUGCAUACAUUCAAGAUGUCAGUAAUUAGUUAAAUUUCACAUUCUGCCUUCAUAAAGUGAGGUCCUGAGAUACAACAAGGGAUAGAUAAAGUGUACACUAACUUAGUAUGCUCAUUCAUAUUUUAUUAGAGUGCCUCCCCUUAUCAGCUUUGAUCAUAUUUUCUAGGAAUUAUUUCUAACAACCUGCCUUACUUAGUACUAACCAAAAUGGCCUCACUCAAUGCCCUAGAAGCCUCUGACAUCAAUUCCCCUAUACAAUGCAUAUUUACUACCAGAAAGAAGAAGCAACAGUUGAGCCUGACAAUAAGAGUAGGGGACAGGUGGAGAAUUUAGCACAAUUUCUGGCACAACUAGUGGCUUUGUCCUCCAUUUUUUCAUGUUACUUGCCAGACAUCAACACAGAGGUCCCAACAUAUCUUCUCAACCUCUUAGACCAAGAAAUCUGGACAAAGCUAUAAAAAACAGGGGAACAAUGUUCCAAAAGCAGAGACACUUUUUUUUAAAUAUUGCUCUUACAAACUUAGAAUGUUAAUAGAAUAACAGGUGUUACAUGAGCAUGAAUUUUCUGAAGGGUAUGAAGUCUGAAACUCAAAUGUCUGUCAUUAUUUCAACGUCUAUGAUUUGCCAGUGGUUUACAGGAAAACCACAAUUCAUGAGAAAAAUGUCAAAAAUAUGACGCAAAAAUCUGGACAUUCUGGGAAAAUCUGUACAGUUGAAAGGUAUGGUCCCAACAGCAGACUUAUUGCUAAAUAAUAAUAACAUAAAAGGCAGUACUUAGCACACUCCUGCAUCUCAAGAGAGAUUUUCUGCUACUUUUUUAUUCCUCCGCCUAGUUGCCACACAAUGAUCCUACCAUUUCAUUCCAGGAUUGCAGACACCAGCAUAGCUGGCUAAGCAUGUAUCCUCUCACUAGUUUGUUGUAAUGUUUGAAAGGAGUGUUUGAGCCUGAAGUGGGAUUUGGAGAAAGGCAGACUCAUUUUGUAGCUCAGUGUUUAUAAUAAUAGAAUAGGAUGCUUAGGUCAGAGAUUCAAAAUAGGUUGCUAAGGAGUAACUAGACUUGUAGUCUAGGAGACCAUUAAGGGGUCUAGGCCAAAUUAUCAAUUGUUCCAAAGUACUGUCUGAUAAAGUGGCUUGUUCAUGGACACAAAAUAGGCAAAAUAAAGUACAAAUAUUCAAACUCAUGUAGUCUUGGUACAGAAAGUAUUUUAUUAGCAAGUCAGAUCUUUGGGCAUCUGUGCUAACUUGCCAAAAACCAAAACAAAGAAAAAGAAUGUUUCAUCUGAUAUUUCCACUAGCCUAAUAUAGAUACUUUAGAGCAAAUAAUACAGAGAUAUGAGUCAUAUGGUUAAAGUGUUCAUACUAUUUCAAUACAGUCCACCUUUGAAAAAGGAUCUUUUGUCUAGUGGGUCCGUGUCUCUGCCCUUUCCAUGCAGCUGUUGACUCGUUUGUAGUUAUGUCAGAAACAUCAAGAAUUAAUGAGGCCUGCAUCCAUCACUCUGUAGUUCUGAGGCUGGUACAAAUACUUUCUUAACUAUACUACUUUACUUAACAAGUUAAACUAUUUUCCUAUACAUAUCCCAUAUCCUGACUUAACUUUGGCACUCUGUUUCACAAGUUCUUGAACAGAACCAAAUAGAAGGCAUGAAAUGGAAAUUAAUUUAGUAUUAUUUUUAUAUAAAAUUUAUAUAGCAGCCACAAUAGAAUAUCACUGUCCAUAGAGUGUCUAUCAAUAGGACAGAGAAAAGGCCAGGAUUGUAAUGUAUGGAAAAGCACAAGGUAAUAAAGGUAGUUUUACUUA